AUGCAGACUUGGUCUUACCUUCACGUUGCGGCCCUGCUCAUCGGUACCAUUGAGCCUGCUUCAGCAGCCUGCGACCGUGCCACCCUUCAGAAUGUCACCAAUGGCUACAUUGCAGCGCAGACAUCCGGGUCUCUUACCCCAAUAGCUGGCCUUAUCAAUGGCACCAAUUACAGGGAAAACUUCAAGGCCGCCACCAUUUCGAGCGGAAUCCUCAGCCAGGCCCUGAAAAUCGACCACAACCGCACUACGCUCGACACAACUCAAUGCGCCUCGUAUGCCGAGCUGAUCGUUGCCAACUCAGCGCACCAGUACGUCAUCGGCACUCAGCUGUACCUGUCCAACACCACUCCGCAGACCAUUUCCAAGAUCGACACCAUCGUGACAGACCAGGGUGACUGGCUCUUCAACGCCACGGGGACCCUGUACUGGGCAUCCCGGGAGGACUGGGGCCCUAUCGCGGCCGACAAGAGAGAUUCAAGGAAGACAAUUCAGGUUGCCGCGGACGCGUACCUCGACUACUUCAGGGACAAGAGCGUGGUCGUGCCGUGGGGCACGCCCUGUGCCAGACUGGAGGGUGGCGCGUACACCGGCAAGGGGGCUGCCACGGAUUCCUGCAAUGUCGGCGUGCCAAACAACAUUAACUUGACUGACAGGAGAUACAUCAUCGAUGAGGAGGUCGGAGAGGUGGAUGUCUUCUUGAGCUUCGUGUCAAACCCGGACAGUCAUGAGUUCCGGGUUGAAGGGGGGAAAUUGAGAUUUGUGCACACUUUGACUGUCAUGGAGUGA
Diaporthe citri is the source of this 786-nucleotide messenger RNA. RefSeq lists its product as uncharacterized. The transcript has a single exon. Bases 1 to 786 code for a protein of 261 amino acids. The record is from RefSeq and is a predicted model, not a curated record. NCBI's taxonomy places the organism in Eukaryota, Fungi, Ascomycota, Sordariomycetes, Diaporthales, Diaporthaceae.